Messenger RNA from Macrobrachium nipponense, 5448 nucleotides. RefSeq names its product mucin-2-like. Gene Ontology annotation, molecular function: protein binding. Lineage: Eukaryota; Metazoa; Arthropoda; Malacostraca; Decapoda; Palaemonidae. Gene Ontology annotation, cellular component: extracellular region. The record is from RefSeq and is a predicted model, not a curated record.
AGUCUUUCAGUUGGUGUUUGGAAGCGAUCCGAGUGAGACGCGUCUAAGGGUCGAUCCGGCAGGGACCUCACUCAAGUCGGUCGCAGGUAAAUUCCGGUGUGAGAGAUUUUCAGAGGAAAAGGAAAAUUGAAACCGCUUCCUAGUUCGUGACUUUAAAUGAAGAUUAAGUAAUAACCGAUAUAAUAGUUUUUGGCUCCGUUACACCAACUGUGGACCAUGUGAAAAUCACACGGGAAAACCAAAGAAAGAAUAUUUUUUGUCUGUGAUGCUUUUCUGUCAUACGGAAUUAAAAUCACAACAGACCGAUACCAAGAAAAUAUUAUCAACUACGUAACAAUGCAAAGACAGUGCUGAACUUCGUUUCACACCCGUUCUCCCCCAACCAAAAAAACAUUCAACAAAACCAAAAGAUAACAAUUAUACUAUAGCUCGAAAGUGUCCAGAAAAGAUGGGCGGACACACCAAGAACUUCUUUAUAGCAGUUACGCUCCUGCUCUACGUAACGGGUACUUUGGCCAGAGGCGCUGGAGAAGUCUCUGAAAUCAUCGUGCCGGGAGACUUCGGAACUUUUGAAUUCACAACGCUGCCUUACAACUCAGCCAUCGCAGGGGAGGAGGACCUGGAGGAGGAGAGGAGAAAAGAAGAGGAGGAGAAACGCCGAGAGAAGGGAGAGGGCUGUGAAUAUGACGGCCGGUGGUACAGGCCAGAGGAGAUAGUGAAGACCCACGAGCCCUGCCUCAGGUGUAAGUGCCUGGGGGCCACGCUCGUCUGCCAACUGAGGGUAUGCCCCCAGGUGCCCGAUAUCGUGCCCCAGGGCUGCUACCGGCUCAAAAAGUCCGGGGAAUGCUGCGAAGAAAUUGUCUGUGAAGGUGAGUUGGAAAACAACCGUCUGUAUCGGAAAGACACUGAGCUGGAGGGCGCUGUUCAGGACGGCCCGGAGGCCGAGCCGGAAAACGUCCACAUAAGCGACCCGGCCGCUAUCGCAUCCGUCUUCGGAACGCGACGGCGGGGCUCCCAACAGAACGUGACCAAACCCAGUUCAAGGGGCUGCGUGACAGAGGCCGCAGUCUUUGCCGAGGGCUCGGCUAUGGUAUCCCCUGACGAAUGCUCUUACUGCUUCUGUAUUCGGGGCAAGCAGCGGUGCGUUGCACCCAAGUGCUUGCUGCCCGUAGAAGGGUGCCGGCCAAGAUACCGAUCAUUCUCUUGCUGCCCAUCAUACUACGACUGUUACGAUGCCACCACGACCUCCACCACCACCACCAGACGCACGCCCAGAGACUGUGAGUACAACGGCCAGCGGUACUCGGAGGGAUCUCGAGUGCAAGAGGCCGGAGACGACUGCCACAAUUGCUACUGCAUCGACGGAAGAGUCAACUGCACCGACAUAACAUGCAACGCGCCCCUGGAAGGGUGUACGCCAGUUAUGGAGGAGGGACACUGCUGCCCGGUCAAGUAUAAUUGUGAUAAUAAUAAUGAUGGAAUCUUUGAUGAUGAAUUAUUAACAGACUCUGCAGCUGAUUCCUUUGGGAACUUGGAAGAGCCAACAACUGCAGGCAGUCGGAGAGGUGUGCUUAAGGAUACAGAACCAGCGUGGCUCCGAAACAUGGCCAGACAGAGUCCUGGAGGAGAGGCUAUCAUCACAGAUGAGGCACAUGCAAAGUCCCUCUUAGAUGAAACUCCAAAUGAACAACCUUUAGAAACUACAAACACAGAUGACUCUGAACCUGAAGAACUCACUGAAGGAGAGCCUCAGACACAAGGCCAAGAAGAGCAGGACGACACAGAUAAAACAUCAGAUCAGGGUACAAGAAAAAGAGUUACAAACAGGAGAAGGUUAAUUGGUCGUAUUUCCCGCCCCUCUAGUGAUGAUAUAGAAAACCGAAGAAAACAAACCAGAUACACACAACAAAGACUACCUCCAAGAAUAAGGCCUCCUCAGCCACAGAGGCAGAACACACGACCAAAUACUCGAAUAAAGUUCAAUAAAGGCAAGCCCAAAGAUGAAGAUAGAAAGCAAUUUACUCCUACAACAUCUAAAGUUCAUUCAGCCUCUGAAUCCACCACAAAACCAGUCCCAACUACUACAACUCCAAAGUUCACAGCUACAACUUAUGAAAAUGAUCUUGACAAGGCUAAUGAACUUGAUACCACAAUUCAGUAUGAUGUAGACCAAGUUACAAGAUCUUACAGCAAUAAUGCAGCCACUACCAAUGGUCCUUCACCGGGUAUUUCUGACAAAUUACAAGAAAUACGGAAUCCACAAACUCCAUCACAUGAUAGCUUACUUGUGUCAUCAGAAAGAUCAACUACCAGAGAAUCUCCGGUUAGACCCACUCGAUUCUCCCAACGUAGAUCCCCAUUCCUACGACGCAGAAAUCAACAACAAAGUCUAAGUUCUAUUUUACGAACACGCUCACAGCAGAGAGAGGAUGACAUAGAUAAAACAAACCAAGAUUCUACAAGUACAGAGCAUACUACUACCACCAGUACAACUACCAACAAAGUUCGACUUCCAUUACCUCCUAGGAUUAAACCACUUCUAUCUCCAUUUGCAACAGAAGAGCCAGAAACAUUCUUGACUGCAGAUAUAACAGAUGACUCUUCACUACUUCUGCCCUUGGAAGUAAAAGAAAAUCCAGCAUCUCUUUCAUCUCAAGAAGUAAUAGAAACAACAGAAGAUCCAUUUUCAACAGGCACUGUGAGAGAAACAACUUUAAUAGAAGACUACACUGAGAAUGAUUAUGAACAUGGGACUACAAUUCCUCAGGACACAGAAUCUGUAACUUCAGGAUAUGAUGAGACAACCACUCUGUAUGAUCUGGAGCAUGACACAGGUCUAUUUGAUAUUGUUGAAGCAACUCAAGAUGACUCUUUGGGCAUAAGACACUUUGAAUCCUUGAAUGCCUCCUCAAGUCAAAGAUUAUCAACCUUAGAUCCUCUUCUUCCAGUCGAUGAUUCAUCAGCAACUGAUCACCCAUCAGUCGUCAUAACAACUGUGACACCUUUUUCAGCAAGUAGCCCACAGUCCACACCUACUACAACCCCUAUCAUUUUAACAAGCACUGUAUCUGAAGAUGAAAUACUACCAGAGAUAUCAAGAUUUGGCCAUGGAGAAGCCAUUCCAGUUCACGACAUUUCUGAAUUAUCGUCCCCAAAACCAAAACGUGAUUUCAACGUAGAUCAGGCAGUGGAGAUUGGAACAGGGGUGAAUGUCAAAGGAAACUUAGAAGAUGCUGUUGCAUUUGGUCCUAUACUCAUUUUUGAUAACAGAGUCCGUGUAGAUCGGCAAAAUAGAGAAUUCAAUUCAACAGGAGACCCUGAAACAUCUGAUGGAGAGAAUACAGCUGCAACAGAAAUUCCUGAAGAAACAACAAUUUUCACUGCAGAAGAAAUAAAUAUAACUGAUGAUGUUACAGCAAAUGACGAAUCAUCAGUUGACUACGAAACAGGCACAGAAGAAAUAACAACGCUAUUUCCUACUUUACCACUGGCUAAAGAUACAACAGUAAAAUCACUGAGUGAAUUACUCUCCCAUGUAACCACUGAGUCAACAAACACAACAAAUGAGACUCUUUCAUCAGCACCUGACACUGUAGACUACAUAGCAGUCGAAGACCUGGAUGACACAGAAACAAACUUCCCUUCAUAUGACAUUACAGUUGGAACAUCUGUCUUGGCUGGGCAUCAUGAUAGGCCGCUGACAGCUGGUGUUGGUGAAGUCAUCCCAGUAGAUAUUGAACCUGAACACAAAUCACCUGAAAUAGAAAGUGGACCAGUAGUACAAGAUGAAAGCCCAUCUUUACUGGGAACAAUACUCAAUAUCUUAACAAGAACAGAACGACCACGGCCAGAAAGAUUUUCACCGCACCCUAAUCCUGAAAGGCUUCCUCCACCACCUCCACCUCCACCAGGAAGGCUACCACCACCUCCUCCUCCUCCUUUUAGACCACCUUUCCGACCUCGACCAAGACCUGAUGGAAGGCCAGAAAGAAGACCAGACUUUAUUCCCCCAAGGUUCCGCCCUCCGCCACCACCACCUAAAGCAUCAGACAGAGAUACAACUGAGGAACCUGAAACUAUUACUGACCCCUCACCAACAACACCAAUCACUGUUCAACCAACAUCACAACCAGCUUUCAAUGCUCCAUCAACAGAGCCCACCCUUAUUGUUAACAGACCUGUACCAGGAUUUGACAGGCCAAACCCCAUUGCUAAUAUUCCAGUUCAUAUUCUGAAUAGUCCAGAUGAAAUAUUAAGGCCUGAUCUUCCAAACUUACAAGAUGAUGAAAUUCAUAGUGAAAUUCACAGUGAAAUUCAUAGCAGGCCUGACCACCUUCACAGACCUGAUUUCCUUCCUGAUCGGCCAGUUGCCAUACCCCCCCGAGUAAGCAGUCCUAACAGCCCGGUAGGACUUCCCUCUAAACCAGUAAUUGAAAGUGGAUUUCAAGGUAUGAAAGAUAAUGAAGGCAUUGAACCAGACUUUGACUAUGAGUAUGAUGAAUAUGGACUGCCAACUCUACCACCUUCACUUCCUAAUUUGAAAAUUAUUCCAUUUGUGGCAGCUGAUGCAUUAGUAAACCAGGAAAGUGUCAUUGCAGGAGAUGAAUUCAAAUCACCUAUACUCCUUACACAUACUACAAAUGAUGACAAUCCAGAAAAUCAAAGAACCCCAGAGACAACAGAGGCUACAACUACAACAACUCGACGGUCCUUCUUACGCCUGCCAAUAGGAGAGCGUCGUCCUCCAAUUCUUCCACCCAGACGUACUGUUAACCGCCCAGGUGAUGACAGUUCAACAAGGAGGCCUUUUGUACCUUUCCGUCGUCCAGGAGAAAGACCAAGGACGCCUUUCCCCUUCAAAACAAAAACAACUUUAAGUCCAGAUGAGGGUGAAGAACCUACAGGCAUAGAUGAAUCAAGCCCAAGUCCUAGACCAAAUAUCCCCUUCGAAGAUGUGGAAAACCAUUCUACAAGGCCACCUUUCAUCCCCCCACGGCACACCUCACAAAAUACAGAUGAAACCACCACCACUACAAUCCCCACCACCACACCCACCACACAGCCUCCACAGACAACAACAACAACAACAACCACAAUAAUAACGACAACAACAACUCCUGCACCCAUAGUAUCUAAUGACAUAACUAAUUUGUUACUUCAAGAUGUGUUUGGGCUUACUGAAGGACAAAACACACCUCCUGUCAGGUUCACUCAUGAAAGGACCACAUCAAAGCCUCGAAUCCCAAUCAAACUUACAACUGCGCUUCCAGAAAUACCAGCAGCUGUCAAAGACCAAAUGCCACUAGCAACUGACCCAGUACUUGCAUCUGGGUUACUAAAGCUUUCCGGAUGUAACAUUUAUGGACGUAUGUACGAUGUAGGGGACCAAAUCAAGGAGUUAUCAAGUGGCUGCAAAGAAUGUCGUUGCACUCACGUUGGUGUUCAGUG